GAGGCCCUUGCAGCGGGCUCUGCAUCUCUACAGCGCGCAGCCAUAGAAAUCAGAGAGUGAUAACAAAGGGCGGGAUGUGUGGAGGUUGGGUGUGUGCACUGAGAGUGGGAGGGACACUUUAAGUUUCAGGAAGAGAGCAGCACCUGUCGGAGUGAGACACACAGCGAGUGAAGGACUGCACCGCUCCACGUCACAGGAAAACAUGCAGAGCCCUAACUCUCCAGGCCUCAGCCGGGCCCUCUCUGAGGACCAGUUCAGCUGCUCCAUCUGUCUGGAGGUGUUCGUGGAGCCCGUCACCACACCGUGCGGCCACAGCUUCUGCAAGGCCUGCCUGCAGGGCUACUGGAACCACAGCAAGAAGUUCCUGUGCCCCAUGUGCAAGAAGGGCUACAGCAGACGCCCCGAGAUGAGCGUCAACAGGGUCCUGGCCGAGAUCUCCUCCCAGUUCCAGGGGCUGAUGGUGGCGGGAGGUUCUCCAGGAACCGGGGGAGGAUCAGGGGGGUCCUCACGGGGAUCCACGCUGAAUCUGAGCUCAGAUACGAACCACUGCAGCACCGACAACGGGGAGUUCGCCCGGGCCGGGGAGGUUCCCUGUGAUGCGUGCAUCGGGAGGAAGGUGAAGGCCCUCAAAUCCUGUUUGAACUGUCCUGGAUCCUUCUGCGAGGUCCACCUCAGACAUCAUAAAAAGGUGAAGACUCUGACAUCUCACCGGCUGAUCGAACCCACUUUCCACCUGGAGGAGAAGAUAUGUAAGAAACACGAGCGUCUUCUGGAGAUCUACUGCCGCACCGACCACAUCUGCAUCUGCACGGCCUGCGCAGAGGCCUCGCACAAGCCCCACGACAUCGUCUCCGCUGAGCACGAGUGGAAGAAGAAGAUGAGUAAUCUGAGUAAGAAGAGGUCGGAGCUCAAACAUUUGAUCAAGGAGAGAACCAAGAAACUGGACGACAUCAAACAAUCCAUCAAGGUCAUCAAGGCCAGCUCUCAGAAGGAGUUGGAGGAGAGCUGGCAGGUGUACGCCGAGCUGCAGCGCCUGGUGGAGCACAGUCAGGCGGAGCUGGUGGAGCAGAUCGCCAAGAGGCAGCGCGAGGCCGAGCGGCACGCGCAGGAGCUGGCCCGAGGUCUGGAGAACGAACUGAGCCAGCUGAGGAGCCGCAGCAAUGAGCUGGAGGCGCACGCACACACCCAGGACAAAGUGCUCUUCCUGCAGAACCUGGCGACGCUGACGCCCCCACCCGAGCCCAACGAUUGGUCGGCAGUCAGCAUCAACACCGACCUUUACCUGGGAACCAUCCGCUCCUCCGUCAGCGGCCUCAUUGAUAAAUUCAACGAGGAGCUCAAGAGACUGUACGGGAAAGAGCUCCGGAAGGUGCAGAACUAUUCAAGUGAGGUGAUUUUGGACCCUGCCACGGCCCAGAGGAACCUAGUUGUGUCUGAUGACGGCCGCCAGGUGAGAUACGAAGAGCGUAAGGCCACCCACAACGAGAGUCUCAAGCGCUUUAGCCCCGCCCUCUUCGUCCUGGGUCGAGAAUGCAUCAACUCCGGGCGCCACUACUGGGAGGUGGACAUGGGCCGCAAGACGGCCUGGACGAUCGGCAUGGCCAGCGCCUCGGCCAAACGAAAGGGGGAGAUCAAGCUGAGUCCCGAUGGGGGGUUCUGGUGCCUGUGGCUGAAGAACGGGGAGGUGAAGGCUUUGGCUUCAUCCCGCCUUCCUCUGCUGCUGCCGUCCCAGCCCAGUAAGGUGGGAAUCUUCCUGGAUUAUGAAGGAGGCCAGAUUUCCUUCUACGAUGUGAAGGCACGUCUGCAUCUCUACUCGUUCGUCGAUAACUUCAGCGAGAGUCUGUACCCGAUCUUCAGCCCCUGCCUCAGCCAGGACGGGAAGAACUCUGCGCCUCUCGUGAUAGCCUCUGUUAAACACGCCUUGUUGGUGGGGGGGUUUGAGGUGGCAGUGGUCUCAUGUGUCAUUGUACAGCAGAGCUCUGAGGCAGCUGCUCUCUGCAGGAUUGAUGCCCCGUUCAGAGCCUGGUUGCUUGCGCUGAAAAUGACCCUGCCAAUCUGCCGUGCAGGAAUGGCCACCACCGGGAACCUUUCUGAAGAGCAGGUGCAUUGCUCCAUCUGUCUGGACGUCUUCACAAACCCCGUGUCCAUCCCCUGCGGACACAACUUCUGCCAGGGCUGCAUCCUGGGAUACUGGAAGACCAGCCCUUUGUACCAGUGCCCUAUGUGCAAGAAGUCUUUCUGCAAGAGGCCGGACAUUAGCAUCAACACGGUGCUGAGGGAAAUCGCAGAGCAGUUCAAAGAGAUCAGGGUUAGAAGUGAGGAAGAAAAGGUGAGCGAGGAAGUGGAAGACGUGAGGGAGAAGAAGUGGAUGAUGGAAAGAAAGAAAAAGGAGGAUGAGGAGAGGCUUUUGGAGGAAGAGCAGAAGCAAGAUGUUCGGGAGGAGCAAGAGGAGGUGAGAAAUAAGAAACCAGGAGAGAAAAAGCUUCUACCAGAGGACUUACCACCGCUUAUCCCCCCUCUGUCAGCACCCAAAACAUCUCCUCUACCCUCACCAGCACAGGAACCGCCUCCACUGCCCCAAACAUCACCCCCACCAUCACCACAAAUCCCUGCUUCUUCACCUCCCUCCUCUUCACUGCCACCUCCUGCCUGGGAGGAGGUGUUCUGUGAUGUUUGCCUGGGCGACGGCAGGCCAAAAGCCAUCAAAUCCUGUCUCGUGUGUCUCACUUCCUACUGCGAGGAGCACCUGAAGGCUCAUUCGGCCCGGUUCACCAAGCACAAGCUGAUAGACCCUGUCGCCAACAUGGAGGACCGGAUGUGUCCGAAGCACGAGAGGCUCCUGGAGCUCUUCUGUAAGAAGGACCAGACCUGUGUGUGCGUCCUCUGCACCGAGACCGACCACCGGGCGCACUACACCGUCCCCGUGGAGAGGGAGUGGAUGGAGAAAAAGGCGCAGCUGAAGAGGACAGAAAUAGACGUCCAGCAGAUGAUUCAGGAGAGAGAGAAAAAGGUGGAGGAGAUCAAACUCUGCGUGGAAGAAAACAAAGCCAGCGCUCAGAGGGAGGAGGAGAGCAUGCAGGUUGUCUCAGAGCUGGUUCGCUCCAUCCAUAGGACACAGGGCGAGCUGGUUUUGGGCAUAGAGGAGAAGCAAAGGCAGACUGAGAGGUGGGCUGACGGCCUCAUCGCUGAACUGGAGCAGGAAAUCGCUGAGCUGCAGAGGAGGAACACAGACCUGGAAAACGUGGCUCGGACGGACCACAUUCACUUCUUGAAGAGCUUCCCAGCCCUCAGCACUCCUCCUUCUGUCAAAGACUGGUCUGAGACCAGUGUUCCCACUGCCAUGUGUGUCGGCAUGAUCAGGAGAUCCUUGUCCAAACUGGAGGCAACAUUAAAGGAAAUGAUCCGUAAACUGGCAGAAAGUGAGAUCAAGAAGAUCCUGAAAUAUACAGUGGACAUAACCCUGGACCCUGACUCUGCCAACCCGUGGUUGCAGCUUUCUCAGGACAGACAUCAGGUGAGACACCUGGGCGCAUGGCAGGACCUCCCAGAUCACCCUCAUCGCUUUGACACCGUGGUCAUCGUCCUGGGCCGCGAGGGCUUUACCUCAGGUAGACAUUACUGGGAGGUCCAGGUGGGGGACAAGGACGACUGGUACAUGGGUGUGGCCAGGUCUUCGGUCAACAGAAAGGGCAAAAUUGCCAUAAGUACUACCCAAGGCUACUGGGCUCUGGCCAUGAAGAAAGGCCAGGGGUAUCGUGUGUCAACAUCCCCGCCAUUACCGCUCGCCAUCAACCCCAAGCUCAAGCGAGUGGGCGUGUACGUGGACUACGAGGAGGGGCAAGUGUCCUUUUAUGAUGUGAAGGCUUUGACCCACAUUUACACAUUCAAAGAUACGUUCACAGAGAAGAUCUUGCCCUUCUUCUACCUGUACUGCUGCGACAAAUCCUCUGAUACCAUUGUGAUAUCUCCUGCGAUUGAGAAGAGCCCGAUCAAGCAAAGCUAAGGACGCGUUUGACAGUAUAAACAGCACUGGACAUAGGUAUGAAAGUGAAAACUGACUGUGUUUUGUUUUAGCCGCCAUACUUGCUCUGAUGAAAUCCUGUAUAUGUAUUACAUGUAUGGUGUAGCUGGACAAUAUAUUGAUUCAACAACUUAUGAUAUCAGUUCAAGUUCCAUGAAAGGGAUAGUUGUUACAGCUGUCCUGUCUGUACACUAAAUCUGAAACUAAUGUUCAGUUGACAUUUUCUCUCACUUGAAAGCGCGAUUUAGAGCAUCAAUGCGUUCAACCUGUUUUGGGUUAUGAGUUGUGGGAUGGUGUACUUACACUUCUCCUCCCUUCUUAGCAAAAGGGAAGGAACAAGUAGCGAUGGCAGUUGUUUAUGUAACACAUAUUCUAUUUUUCACUAGAUACCCCAAUUCUGUUGUCAGGUUUAAGCCAUCAUUAUGUUUAUAGAGUUACUUAAGGAGUCUGUAAUGAUUUGGUACAGCAAACGAUAACGCAAAUGCUAGUUAACAAGCUAACAGUGGCGAUUGUCAUUUCCUGACAUCAGUACGUAGUGUACACAGUGUAGCCUACAACAGGAACGUUUCCAAAUUGAGACACAGCAUUGAACUAGCAGUCAGUUAGCUUAGCAAAAAUGGGGGGUUUACAGUAUGUUCAGGAAUAUUAAUCUUUUGUGUUUCAGAAAUAAAACAAACAUGGUUUAUAAGAACUAAAUUGUACAGACGCUGGCUAGCUGUUUUCCAGUCUUUAUGCUAAGUUUACCAUUAUUUACCGUGCAGUCAUAACAGUGGCUUUUAAUUAGUAUAGUAUUUUCUAAAAUAACCUAUGCUUCUAAACCCAUGUCAUAAAAUUUAAGGAAAGUGUAGUUUCUAUAUUUCAAGAUUGCAUGUUGAGUUUGAAUCAAGUGUGAUUGAUGCGGCUAAGGUUGUGAGUUCCUGAUGGCUUUCUUGAAAACAUUGCUUCAUUUUAGCUAAAUGUCUCUUGACCACACCCACUGACAGUAACUGCUGUGCUUUCAGGGCUCUUCCCGUAAUGAGUAUUGCAUUGUUUGUGGUGCAAUAAGUUACAGCGCAUCAUGUUUUCACAAGAGACACUAAAGUCAUUUGGAAAAUACUGGAGAAAAAAAAGGAAAAUGUGUCAUACAAAUAAUUUAGCAGUUUUGGUUUUGGUUUUGAAAUACAGACCUGUAGGCAUGUGAUGCCGGAAAAAGAUCUGCAAGUUCAUUCAUGUGCAAAUGACUCAUUGUGUUCUAAGCAGCCAUAAAUAUAGACCUGAUUCUCAA
Messenger RNA from Eleginops maclovinus (Patagonian blennie), 5285 nucleotides. RefSeq lists its product as uncharacterized. Gene Ontology annotation, molecular function: protein binding; zinc ion binding. The record is from RefSeq and is a predicted model, not a curated record. Lineage: Eukaryota; Metazoa; Chordata; Actinopteri; Perciformes; Eleginopidae.